UGCAUAAAACUAGCCCCGCUGUUGGAGUUGGUGGUGGUGGCCAGGGAGUAAACCAGAAAGAAUCAAAUGAGAGUUGAAGUUGGACGUGGUGGUGCUAAGGCAGCGGCCACCACAACAACUUGUGAAGAGCCUCUAAGUCCAACGGCGCGUGUGUUUCAUGAUCCCAGCUUCAACUGCCACAUCAUCGCAAAAAUGGGGUGCAAAACUAGCAUUGAUCCCGCUGUUGUCAUAGACGGCCUCAAACAUACUUUGAUCAAGCACCCUCGUUUCUCAAGUAAACUGGUGGUGGUGAAUGAUCAUAAUGGCCAGAAAAAGAGAUGGGUUCCAACUACUGUAAAUGUUGAAGACCAUGUAAUCGUUCCAGAAUUGGACCUGAAAAUGAAUUCACCGGACCAAUUUGUUGAAGACUAUAUCUCACACAUCACCACAAUCCCUAUGGACCUCUCCAAGCCAUUAUGGGAAGUUCAUAUCCUCAAUGUCAAAACAUCUGAUGCAGAGGCUUUGGGGGUCUUAAAGAUCCACCACGCCAUUGGCGAUGGAGUGUCUCUUAUGUCUCUUCUCCUAGCUUGUACGAGAAAAACAUCAGACCCUGAAUCAUUGCCUACAGUUCCUGGGUCAAAGAGGAAAGAUUCAGUGGCGUCAACUGGGUUUUGUGGGCUUGUUUUCAACACUUUGGUGGAUAUGAUGCUAGUUGUUGCAACAAUAUUGUUUUUUAGAGACACAAACACUCCAAUCAAAGGUGCACCAGGGGUGGAGCUUAAGCCCAAGCGAUUUAUUCACCGGACAGUUAGUCUCGAUGACAUAAAGUUGGUGAAGAAUGCAACGAACACGACCAUCAAUGAUGUGUUAUUGGGAGUAACAGAGGCUGGUCUCUCCCUAUACCUUAAUCGAAGAUACAGUGAAAAUGAGAAAGACGACGAAGGAACAAAGAACAGAAUCAAUCUUCUUGAGAGCAUUUGUCUUCGAUCGACUUUACUAGUUAACAUAAGACCCGGUACAGGAAUCCAGGCUUUGGCUGAUAUGAUGGAGGAGUCCAAGUACGGAUGGGGUAAUCGGAUCGGAUAUAUUCUCCUCCCCUUCAACAUUGCUUUACAUGACGAUCCAUUAGAGUAUAUUCGAAGCACUAAACGCACAAUUGAUAGAAAAAAGUUCUCCCUAGAAGCUAUUUUCAUUCACUUAGCAGGCACUCUUACCGCCAAACUACUCGGAGCCAAGUUGCAUUUCCUGAAAAUGAAUGAAGUUUGUACAUUCGUCACACAGGCAGCUGCAACAAUAGCUCACAAAAUCCUAUCAAACACGACAUUAUCAUUCUCGAAUGUUGUCGGACCAGUGGAAGAAAUCAGCUUUUAUGGCCAUCCUAUGGCCUACCUUGCUCCCAGUGUGUAUGGACACCCUCAUGCAUUGACGAUGCAUUUUCAGAGCUACACCGAUAAGAUGACGAUUGUUCUAGCUGUUGAUCCGGAAGUGAUUCCUGAUCCUUAUGGACUUCUCGAUGAUUUGGAGGAGUCUCUUGCGGCCAUGAAAGAUGCUGUUGUUCAAAGAGGGCUUAAUGAGAAGGAAGCUGUCAAGGAGAAGAUCAGUUGACAUUACAACAUUCUUCUGUGUUUUUUUUGUUUUUGCCCUUUCAAUCACAUAACAGAGACCUGGUGAAGGGGAAGAGAAGUUGGAACAUGAUUGUUCUCCUUUUGAACAACAAAUUAAACACCAAAAGAUGAUCAUUUUCCUUAAAUUCUGUCCCCAAUUGUCCUUGCACCAAACUUACUGUGUUGAUUUGAAUGCCUUUUUCUUUAAUUAUAUUGAUGGUUUUCUCAUGCCCGAGCUUUAAGCCCAAGUCA
Molecule: messenger RNA, 1835 nt
Organism: Tripterygium wilfordii
Lineage: Eukaryota; Viridiplantae; Streptophyta; Magnoliopsida; Celastrales; Celastraceae
Product: O-acyltransferase WSD1-like
Exons: 6
Coding region: 67-1584 (505 amino acids)
Biological process (GO): triglyceride biosynthetic process
Cellular component (GO): plasma membrane
Molecular function (GO): diacylglycerol O-acyltransferase activity; long-chain-alcohol O-fatty-acyltransferase activity
Source: RefSeq, a predicted model, not a curated record